UUGCGCACAGAGAGAGAGAGAGAGAGAGAGAAUGGCAGCGGAGGACGAUAGCGGAGAGUUCUACCUGAGAUACUACGUAGGACACAAGGGGAAGUUCGGGCACGAGUUCUUGGAGUUCGAGUUCAGGCCGGACGGAAAGCUCCGUUAUGCCAACAACUCCAACUACAAGAACGAUACAAUGAUCCGCAAGGAGGUUUUCCUCACCCCCGCCGUUAUCAAGGAGUGCCGCCGAAUUAUCUCCGAAAGUGAGAUUAUGAAGGAAGACGACAACAACUGGCCAGAGCCGGACCGGGUGGGGAGGCAAGAGCUGGAAAUUGUGAUGGGGAACGAGCAUAUCUCCUUCACUACUUCUAAGAUUGGCUCGCUUGUUGAUGUUCAGAGUAGCAAGGAUCCUGAGGGCCUUAGAAUUUUCUAUUAUCUUGUUCAGGAUUUGAAGUGCUUUGUUUUUUCGCUUAUCUCCCUUCACUUCAAGAUCAAGCCUAUCUAAAGAGGAAACCAUAUCCUGCUCCAUCAUGUGCUAAACCUGCUGGGUUCCUUUCAUUCCCGUAAUUUUAUAUGUAGAUUUUGCCAUUUGAGAGUUACCUUUAUUAGACAAGCAAUCUUGCUGGUGUAUGAAUGUGAUUAUUUGUAUUUGAAAACAUUUGAUCGGUGCUAGAGCUAAUUUUACAAUUUUUGCUGACUGCUUA
Messenger RNA from Tripterygium wilfordii, 686 nucleotides. RefSeq names its product protein mago nashi homolog. Gene Ontology annotation, biological process: RNA splicing. Lineage: Eukaryota; Viridiplantae; Streptophyta; Magnoliopsida; Celastrales; Celastraceae. Bases 32 to 487 code for a protein of 151 amino acids. The transcript is spliced from 3 exons. The record is from RefSeq and is a predicted model, not a curated record. Gene Ontology annotation, cellular component: exon-exon junction complex; nucleus.